Molecule: messenger RNA, 3861 nt
Organism: Dictyostelium purpureum
Lineage: Eukaryota; Evosea; Eumycetozoa; Dictyosteliales; Dictyosteliaceae
Exons: 3
Coding region: 1-3861 (1286 amino acids)
Biological process (GO): nuclear-transcribed mRNA catabolic process, 3'-5' exonucleolytic nonsense-mediated decay
Cellular component (GO): Ski complex
Molecular function (GO): RNA helicase activity; RNA binding; ATP binding
Source: RefSeq, a predicted model, not a curated record
AUGACAGAAGAAUUAAAAGAUAUAGAUUCAUUUUUGAAUGAAUUAAAUAUUUUAGAAACAAAUAAUAGUAAUGAAAAACCAAAUAAAAAUUUAAAUAAACAACAAAAUACAAACGAAUCAGUCGAUUUACCAAAUUGGUGGGUAAAUCCAAUAACAUUAACAUCACAACCCGAAAUCACACCCAUACAACCAAAAAAUAAUUUCAAUGUUGAUAAAAUUUUAGAAAAUUUAAAUUUAAAAUACUUAAAUUUUGAUAAUAAUGAUCAAUAUAAUAAUAAUAAUAAUAAUAAUGGUAAUAGUAUUGAUAGUAAUAAUAAUGAUUAUUUAGUUUGGCCAAGACAAAUUAAUACAGAUAAUUGGAAUUAUAAAUUAUUAAUUGAAAGAGAAUUAUCAAUACCAUGUUCAACUGUAGAGUUAGUUAUUGAUAAAAUUCAUUAUCAAAUUUCAAUUACAAAUUACAGAGAGGUAUUCAUAAAUACAGAUAUUAAUUCAAGUAACUCAACAUCAUUAGACAGACCAUGGAGUCAAAGUCCAGCCGGUACAUCAAAAGAUUAUUUUCAUCGUGGUAACACAUCAAAUUUACCAUUUCUUCCAGGUGGUGUUAAACCUUCAAUGCAAUCAAAUUUAACAACAAUUGGUGAAUUACGUGAUAAAUUUGAUUGGGUACAAUUUUGGCACUCGAAAUCACUCUUGACAACUCCUCCAGGUUUAGACAAUGGUAUUUUAGACUUUACAAAAUCUUUACAAGAGCAACAAGAAGAAGCAGGUAAUGAAGAUGACGACACUGUAAGCUUUAAUUAUACAUUAAAAGAUUUGGAAAAAGAAAUUGAACAACAAUUAAAAUUAGAAGAAAAUGAAGAAAACCAAUCAAUUGAAAGUCAAGAUAGUGAUCUAAAUGAAGAGGAUGAGGUUGAUGAGUCUAUUGCCAAUCAAGACCAAGUCGGUGAAAUCAAUGAAAAACAAGAUAUUGAUAAUUUAAUCGAUGUAGAAAAAGAUAAUACCAAGCAACAACCAGAAGAAGAAGAAAAAGAAGAUUCUAAAGGGUCUGCCGAAAGACAAUGGGGUUUCGAGGACAAGAAAGAAAUUUUAUCACCAUUAUCAGAUUUAAUUGCAAACCCAGCUAUUGAAUACCCAUUCGAAUUAGACUCUUUCCAAAAGCAAGCUAUUUUACAUAUGGAGCAAGGCGACUCUGUAUUUAUUACUGCACAUACCUCUGCUGGUAAAACCGUUAUCGCUGAAUAUGCUAUUGCCAUGGCCGCUAAAAAUAUGACAAGAGCAAUCUAUACCUCACCCAUCAAAGCAUUAUCGAAUCAAAAGUUUAGAGAUUUCAAAAAUACAUUUAAUGAUGUUGGUUUAAUUACUGGUGAUGUUUCAAUUAGUCCUGCUAGUAGCUGUUUGGUAUUAACUACAGAAAUUCUUAGAUCUAUGCUCUAUAAAGGUGCCGAUUUAAUCCGUGAUAUAGAGUGGGUAAUCUUUGAUGAAGUCCAUUAUCUUAAUGAUUUAGAAAGAGGUGUAGUUUGGGAAGAAGUCAUUAUUAUGUUGCCACCUUAUGUCAAAAUGGUAUUCCUUUCUGCCACAGUUUCAAAUCCAUUAGAGUUUGCAAAUUGGAUUGGUAGAACCAAACAAAUCCCAAUCUAUGUCAUUGGUACCACCAAACGUCCAAUUCCAUUAGAGCACUACAUCCACACACCCUCCAAUGAAAUGUUCAAAAUUGUUGAUAGCACUAGAAAAUUCCUCCCAGGUGGUUAUAAUGAUGCUUUUAAUUCACUAUACAAAAACAAUUCAAAUAAACCAAAUCAACGUGGAGGCGGUGGUGGUGCAAGACAAGGUGGUUCAAAUAACAAUAGUUCCGGUUGGUCAAAAUUAAUUACAACUCUAAAAGAUAAACAGCAAUUACCAGUUAUUAUUUUCUCAUUCAGUAAAAACAAAUGUCAAGAAUAUGCAAGCUCUUUAGGUAGUACCAUUAAUUUGACACAAAGUAAUGAAAAAAGUCAAAUUCGUCAAUUUAUAGAACAAUCUUUAGGUAGACUUUGCGAAGAUGAUAAAACUUUACCACAAAUUUUACAAAUGAGAGAAUUAUUAGAGCGUGGUAUUGGUGUCCAUCAUGGUGGCUUAUUACCAAUCGUUAAGGAAUUGGUCGAAAUUUUAUUCUCAAAAAGUUUAGUUAAAGUACUCUUUGCUACUGAAACCUUUGCCAUGGGUGUAAACAUGCCUGCCAAAACCGUAGUUUAUAGUAAUACUAGAAAACAUGAUGGAAUUACAUUUAGAGAUCUUUUACCUGGUGAAUAUACUCAAAUGUCUGGUAGAGCUGGUCGUAGAGGUUUAGAUAAAGUUGGUACAGUUAUUAUAACUUAUUGGAAAGAUAUUCCAGAACAAGCAACCAUUGAAUCAAUGUUACUUGGUACACCAUCAAGAUUAAACAGUCAAUUUAGAUUAACCUAUAAUAUGAUUUUAAAUUUAUUACGUGUACCAGAUUUUAAAGUUGAAGAUAUGAUUAAACGUUCAUUUUCAGAAUUUAGCAGUCAACAAGAAAUUCCAGAUAUUGAAAAACAAAUUUCAAAACUUACAGAACAAUAUAAAUCAUUAGGCGAAAUUGAAUGUAUUUUAGGCGAGCCAGAUAUUGAAAAUUACUAUUCACUCUUUUCACAAUCUAAAAAUAUUAAUGAAAGAAUUCAAAAGACAAUCUUAAAUUUACCAAACUCAAAUCAUUUCUCACCUGGUAGAGUGUUAGUAUUAUCAAAUGAUGACGAAAUGAAAUACAACAGUUAUACCAUCGGUGUCAUCAUUCAAUGUAACACAGAAAUUAUUAAGCAAUAUACCAACAACCAAGUCAACAGAACAUUUAAAAUCUUUUCAUUAAAAUCAUCCUCAAACAAUGCAUUUGAAGGUCAUCAAAUCACAAUUUCAAAUGGUUCAGAUAUUAAAAAAGUUUGUGAUGAAAAGAUUAAGGUUGAUAUAAAGCUAAUCGAAUCUGCCGACCCAAUCGCAACCAACUCAUUAGAACAACAAUUGCAACGUAUUAUCGAAGAGUAUCCAUUACCAUUAGGUCCAAAAGCCAUUGAUCCAAUUCACCAAUUAAAGCUUAAAGAUGUAAAUUUCGUCACCACCUAUGAACAUUUAGAAAAAAUUGAAAAACUUAUACCACAAUCAAAAUGCCAUAAAUGUCCUAGAUUAGCAGAACACUACGAACUUACUGAAAAGAAACAUCAAUUACAAGAAGCCAUCAGAGAUUACAAGUAUACUGCUAGUGAUGAAAAUUUAAAACUUAUGCCACAAUUCAACAUUAGAUUAGAUAUCCUCAAAGAGUUGGGUUAUAUCGAUCAAGAUAAUUCAGUUACACUUAAGGGUAGAGUUAGUCGUGAAAUUAAUACUUGCGAAGAGUUGGUUCCAACAGAAUUAAUCUUUGAAAAUGCUUUUAUCUCUUUAGAACCAAGUGAAGUAGUAUCCGUACUCUCAUGUUUAAUCUUCCAAGAAAAGGACGCCCUUGAACCAAUUCUUACACCACGUUUAGAUGAAGCUAGAAAAAAACUCAUUGAAAUUGCCACCAAAACCUAUCAAGUCGAAUCAAAGAAUGGUCUAGAUGUAUCUCCAGAAGAAAAAUUAGAAACCACACUUAAAUUUGGUUUAAUGCAAGUAGUUUAUGAAUGGGCUAGAGGCACUCCAUUCAAUGAUAUUUGUAAAUUAACCAAUGUUUUAGAAGGUUCAAUCGUCAGAGCCAUAACAAGAAUUGGGGAAACCUGUCAAGAAGUAAGAAAUGCCGCUCGUGUUAUUGGUGAUACAAAACUAUUACAAAAAAUGGAAGAAGCCAUUAAAUUAAUUAAAAGAGAUAUUGUAUACACAUCAUCAUUAUAUGUUAAUUAA